This is a messenger RNA of Epinephelus moara (kelp grouper), 2565 nucleotides long. It is a transcript of the gene dhh, whose product is annotated as desert hedgehog signaling molecule. Gene Ontology annotation, molecular function: patched binding; calcium ion binding. NCBI's taxonomy places the organism in Eukaryota, Metazoa, Chordata, Actinopteri, Perciformes, Serranidae. Gene Ontology annotation, biological process: cell-cell signaling; intein-mediated protein splicing; protein autoprocessing. The record is from RefSeq and is a predicted model, not a curated record. The coding region runs from base 688 to 2064 and encodes 458 amino acids. The transcript is spliced from 3 exons.
CGCUAAUAAGACCCAAUGGCUGGUGCAAGGUGGCCAGGAGCUCCGAAACGCGACAGAAGACGGUGGACGAAGGAGAGAAAGAGGAAGAAAAAAAAAUCUUAGGAGAGGAGAGAUAUUUCUGCACGGACUAAGAGGAUGAGAGCGCCACGGGAGCGUCCAUAGGAACUGCAGCGAGCAGUGGGGGCUUUUGGUGUGCGUCAGUUUGUGUGUCUCGUCAAAGGAACUGCGUAAAGAGAGGAGCGGUAAGUGACUAGAAAGCCACAAAAAAACACCUGCGUCGAGGCAGGUACCUGCGAAGGACGUAUGAUAAUGACUUUGAGUUCACAGCAGGGUUAGAAGCAGCUGAUAGUGGCGAAAUCUUUGGAGAGAAAGCCUGUUGUGCUUUUUUUUUUUUUAUUAAAUAGCUGGUGCCAAAGUUCAAAAUCUUGCAGCCAAUCAGAUCAGUCUAACUAAGUUUUGGUCAUCAAAGCAAUACAAGCAUAAAGUCUCACUUUGCACUGCACUUUUUUUUUAAAAAAAAGAGUGACUACAAUAAAGAGAAAUUCCUACAUGUCCCAACAAUUUUUGUCACCAUCAGCUCUGGCACCACAUGAUUUGGAAUGGACCAGGAUUUGACCCUCAUUCACAUGCCGUGUCACUGGGGUAUCACUGUGAGCCACUGACUCCUGGGAGCCCCAACUCUCCCCAAUGAAGCAGUCCUGGUGGGCCCGCCUGGCACAGCUCGGCCUGCUCACUGUGUGGACCUGCAUAUGGCUGGUCCAGGGGUGCGGACCGGGCCCUGGGUACGGCAUACGCUCCAGGCCCAGGAAACUCACAGCCAUGCACUACAAGCAGUUUUUCCCCAACUUCUCAGAAAACAACCUCGGUGCCAGCGGGAGAGCAGAGGGCAAGAUCACACGUAACUCUGAGCGCUUCAAUGAACUUGUGUGCAACUACAACCCAGACAUUGUCUUCAAGGAUGAGGAGAACACCAACGCAGACCGCUUCAUGACCAAGCGCUGUAAGGACUGUUUGAACAGGCUGGCUAUCGCAGUGAUGAACCAGUGGCCAGGGGUACACUUACGUGUGACAGAGGCCUGGGAUGAGGACGGCCACCACCCUCCCGGCUCUCUGCACUAUGAAGGCCGGGCCGUGGAUAUAACCACUGACGACAGAGAAACAGAGAAGUAUGGUCUUCUAGCCCAGCUGGCUGUGGAGGCUGGCUUUGACUGGGUCCACUACGAGUCCAAAUAUCAUAUCCACUGCUCAGUAAAAGCUGAUCACUCUGUUGCAGUGGAAAAAGGUGGCUGUUUCCCAGGCUGGGCCCGGGUGACGGUUGCUGGAGGGGUGCAGAAGAGCCUGUCGUCCCUGGCUCCAGGGGACAGAGUCAUGGCCUUGUCUGGGACAGGCCAAGUUGUGUUUAGCCAAGUCCUCUUGUUCCUACACCGGGACCAAGAAAGCUGGUCUACGUUUCUGUCUCUGGAGACAGAAGAUGGCCAUAGAUUGGCCCUCACUCCACAUCACUUGGUCUUUUUAGCUCCCCACUGCAAACUCGACAGCAGCGAGUAUGUGGCUCGGUUUGCAAGCAGAGCCAAAACAGGAGACUGUGUGCUCAUCCAUUCAGCAGGGGGUCAAGUCCGUCCAUCUCGAAUCAUCUCAGUGUCAGUAGAGGAGAGUGUGGGAGUGUAUGCACCCUUGACAGAAGCUGGAACUGUGUUUGUCGAUGGGGUGCUGACAUCCAGCUAUGCUCUGGUGGAGAACCACAGGCUGGCGCACUGGGCGUUUGGACCUGUGCGAGUACUCUCCUCAUUCAGCCAGCUACUGUGGGGGGAGACAGGAAAAGAGCAGCAGACCACAGAGGCUGAAACGGCUUGCAUCAAGACUCCAUUUCAUUGUAGCAGACUGGGCUCAAAGGACAAAGCAGGUGUACGUGUGAAUAACGGCACUCUGAUCAAACAAGACAAUCUGAGUGAACCCCUGAGGAUGGAAAUGAAGGAGAAGCAGACAUCAGAGGUGCACUGGUAUGCUAGAUUACUGUACAGUUUGGGAUGUAUCUUUUUAGACUCCGACUCCUUUCAUCCUUAAAAGCCUAAAACUCUACACUCAGCACAUGUCGUACCUCUCAGUGUCUCAGCUUUGAUACAUUUACACUAACACUUCCUGUUCUAUUCUUCAUUUAAUAAAAAGCACUGGAACCGCUUGCUUUGUUUUCUCACCUCUGUUUGCAUUAUCAUCUGUCAUACAUGCUAAUACUUAUGUGAUGUUCUGUAAGAGAUUGAGUUUGAUGGGACAAACUGUCUGAGCGGGUUAAUGUAAAAAAUGGUCAUGCCAUCAUGACUGUAUCAUAGUCUAUUUGUACAUCAUGUUAUUUCUUUAAUUAUUUCAGUUAUAUAUGUAAAAAUAUAUAUAUAUAUGUAUUAUUCUAAUGGGAUAGGAAUGAAUUUUCCCACAACAAUAGAAUCUUUAUUUUUGUACUUUCUGAAUCAUAAUAUAUAAAUGCUUCAUUUUAUAAUAAUUCCACUACAUGUAUUGUUCGUCCUCACGUGUUCUCAUGUCAUAAAACAAAUUAAAAUGACAUUUUAUUAA